GAAGGAGAGACGCUUCGGACUGACGGCGGGCUGAAGGAGAGAUGGUUUAAAAAUACUCCUCUGUUACUAGAAAUAGAUCCGGUUUGGACGAACCGGGUCGGUGGACCAAGACCUCGGGACCUCGGGACCUCGGGAGCGCCUAGGGUCGUGCGCGUUUUUCGGAAACCAAAAGUUUGUGGAACAACAGCGUCAGCGGGGGGAAGCAGCAGCUCUUUUUUUUUUCUUUUUUUGAAUCAGUUGGUCUCCUGAAAACGGGAACUGAAACCCCCAGAGGAAAGCCGGUCUGGGUUCCUCUGGUCCCGUCCCGGACGGUUCACUUACUUCGCCCUGACGCGUCCCGAGCGCAACAACCCGCGGGUCCCGGAGCGGCUGGGAUGCGGUGAUGGAGCGUGUUUUCAGGAUGAAGCUCUUGUUGUCAGCUGAUCUGUCCAUGAUGACCCGCUGCAGGUUGCUGAUCCUCGCCCUGGUGUUUGCGCUCCGGAACCAGGCGGCCGGACAGCUGUCAGACCUGGAGUUCCAGCAGAGCCCCGACGUCAUCGUGUCCUCGCUGGGGCGGGCCGUGAAGAUGAGCUGUGCCCUGAGGGCCACGGGGCCGGAGGAGGAGGACCCCCCCGACGUGGUCUGGCUGCGGGACGGCGUGCCGCUGCAGCUUGCAAACACCAACCAGUUCCAGGCGCUCACCGCCAGCAACACGUGGACCAUCAAGAGCACCCUCAGCAUCGAGAAGGUGCAGCUCAUCCACAUGGGCUCCUACAGAUGUGCCGUGCAGUCCGAGACCCGCCAGACUUUAUCAGACGAGGGGAGGAUUCAGCUGGAAGGCCUUCCCCAUUUCUCCGUGGAGCCGCAGCACAUGUCGGUGGUGGCCAACGUCUCGGUGAACCUCAGCUGUGUCGCCCACGGACCCCCAGACCCCGUCAAGGUCAUCUGGCUGCAGGACGGUGUCCCGCUCAACUCCCUGGCGGACGCCGUGGCGCUGUCCCCGUCCACCCUCGUCCUCACAGGUCUGAACAAAACCAGCACCUUCUCCUGCGAGGCCCACAACCACAAAGGUGUAGCCACCUCUGGAUCCGGUACCGUCACCGUUCUUCCAGGGCAGCCUCAGAAUGUGAGGGCUGUGGAAACCACUCAGAACACUCUUCGCUUAUCGUGGCAGCUCGGUUUUGGAGGCUACUACCCGAUAAUCCGCUGCACCGUUCAGGCCAGAGAGUCAGGCCCGUCCGCCCCGGCAGGCCCCGACAACAUCAUCCACAACCAGAACGUGAACAUCCCGCCGGCCAGCCACCUGGUGGGGGACCUGGAGCCCCACCACCUGUACGCCGUCAGGGUGGCCUGUCACAGCAGCCAGGGCCCGUCGGCCUGGUCGCCCUGGGUGGAGCUGCGCACCCAGGAGGGAGUCCCGGAGAACGCCCCGGUGAACGCCACCGCCAGGCCCAACGGCACCGAGGUGCUGCUGUCGUGGCAGGAGCCUCCGGGGCGGCUGAACGGAGACCUGCGGGGCUUCGUGGUGGAGUACAGCACCCCCGCCGCGCAGCAGUUGGUGGUGGACGCCGGCCUGGACACGGAGCUGUCCAUCAACCUGUCGGUCCCCCUGUCCAACGUGACGUUCCGGGUGUGCGCCUACACGGGGGCGGGGCAGGGACCCUGGACCCCCCCCCAGACGCUGGUGCUCAACUCUCCCGAAACGGGCAAAUACAGCGGUGAUUCCUCCCCGCCGGCCUUUUCCUGGCACUGGUGGUACGUGGUGAUGGCCAUCGCCGGCGCCGUGGCCAUCGCCGUGUUCAUGGCCGUUUACGUGGCCAAGCUGCGGCGCAAGGAGACUCGCUUCGGGGAGGCUUUCGAGCCCAUGAUGGAGAGCGGGGAGCUGGUCGUCAGGUACCGCGCUCGCCGCACCUACAGCCGCCGGACCACCGAGGCCACACUGAACACUCUGGGCAUCAGCGACGAGCUGAAGCAGAAGCUCCAGGACGUGAUGGUGGACAGACAUAAGCUUACCCUGGGAAAGACCCUGGGAGAAGGGGAGUUUGGCUCAGUGAUGGAGGGGCUGCUGACUCAGGAGGAGUCUGCUCUCAAAGUUGCCGUCAAGACCAUGAAAAUUGCGAUCUGCACUCGUACAGAGAUGGAGGACUUCCUGCGUGAGGCUGCCUGCAUGAAAGAGUUCGACCACUCCAACGUCAUGAGGCUUCUAGGUGUGUGCCUGCAGACGGUGGAGAGCGAAGGCUACCCGUCUCCUGUGGUCAUCCUGCCCUACAUGAAGCACGGAGACCUGCACAGCUACCUGCUCUACUCCAGGCUGGGAGACUGUCCCGUGUACCUCCCGUCUCAGAUGCUGGUCAAGUUCAUGACGGACAUCGCCCGGGGCAUGGAGUACCUGAGCAGUAAAAACUUUAUCCACAGAGACCUCGCCGCGCGCAACUGCAUGCUGAAUGAGAACAUGAACGUCUGCGUGGCCGACUUCGGCCUCUCUAAGAAGAUCUACAACGGCGACUACUACCGUCAGGGCCGGAUCUCCAAGAUGCCCGUCAAGUGGAUCGCCAUCGAGAGCCUGGCCGACCGCGUCUACACCACCAAGAGUGACGUGUGGUCGUUUGGAGUCACCAUGUGGGAAAUCGCCACUCGGGGCCAGACGCCGUAUCCUGGAGUGGAAAACAGCGAGAUCUACGAUUACUUGAGACAAGGAAACCGUCUCAAACAGCCCCCAGACUGUCUGGACUGCAUCUACAACCUGAUGUUCUCGUGCUGGCUGCUGAGCCCGAAGGACCGCCCCUCGUUCGAGACGCUGCGCUGCGAGCUGGAAAAGGCGCUGGAGGAUCUGCCGGACCCCCAGGACCCCGACGAGAUCCUCUACGUCAACAUGGACGAGUCCUCCAUGGAGCUGGGGGCCGUGGGCGGCCGGGACCCCGCCGGGGGGCCCACGCCCCUGUGCCUGAAGGCGCUGGACUCCGUGACCACGGCGGAGGUGCACCACCCCACCCCCAACCGCUACGUCCUCUGCCCCCAGCACGAGAGCAGCCGCGCCCUCUCCGACUCGCUGGAGAGCCUGGACAUGCCGGUGUCGUCGUCCACGGCGACGCUGGCCCUGCAGCCGUCCUGCCGCUCCACCCCCAACCCCACCCCCGACCCCGCCCUGGCCAUGGAGCUGGUGGAGGACAGAGACGGAGCCAGGAAGAUGCCCUGGCAGUGACGGACUCACUCUUACACAACGACAGGACUGGUCCCCUCCCAGUCCGAGAACGAGCCUCCUGCAGCCCCGGCCCCGACCCCGGACUGCAGGAAACCUCACGCCCCCCGAACUGAUUUUGCACAGACAGACAGACACACAGCCGAAGGCAUUCCCAGGAAGUGAAGGAUGGGGUUUUUCCCUCUUUCUAGUCCAUCUUGUUUGACGGUGACUUGAGAGGAACACCUUUCCCGGCUCCGAACAGUGGGCGGGGCUUGGAGUGGGCGGGGCUUGGAGUGGGCGUGGCUGCAGCACAAUCACAGAGAUGAUUCCCAAACCUCCUCAGCAAAAGCAACCAUUUUUUGUUUCUGCACGCAGCGGCGACUAAGCUAAAGACAAGACAUCAAAGUUCUGUGAAACCAGCUCAGACACUGCCACUGACUGGGACCAAACUGAGCAUGCUCAGAUCAGGGACCAGCCCCCACCUGAGGAAACGGUUUCUCUGACGACUCCAUCCAUCCUGCGUCUGCUCUGAACUCGUAUAGGACGGCAUCAAUGUUCAUGUUCCUUGUUGUUUUUCUCAGAAUGCUAAAAUGAGUUGUUUUUUUUAACUUUUUGCCUGAUUUUUAGUCAUCAGUCAAUCGCUUUAGCUACGAUUCGCUUUUACCCCCUACAGAGAAUAAGAGCCUUUCAAAUUUAGAGAUAGAGAUAAACAAAGACGAGUUUAAAGAAACUAAUCGGUGAUAAUAUUUGAAGGUGUUUUGAGGGACGUAAACGCGGUUGUAGUCGACGUCCCAGCCCAGUGUAGCACUAACAACCGCCGGUACCGGUGUCACUGACGGUUCUGCAUUGAGCCAUUUACUGAGCACUGGGGGGGGGGGGCAGGUAACACACCUGUGCACAUCCUGGUCCGUCCACCUGAACCCGAUCCACUCCAGCAGAGGUACCAGAGGUGCAGCGGGUACGAGCACGACGGACUUACGGACCCAACGACCAGACGAGCCCUCGCCUUCGUAUCAAGCACAGUGUUAUUACACCUUUGUAUUUUGUACGCCGGUUUUUUACAUAUAUAUAUAUAUUUCUACAACUUUGCACUAAUGUUUUUUAUAUAUACAGUAUCUGUGUGUGUUAAUAGUUUGUGCGUCUUUCACGGCUUUUUCAUUUCAUGUUUUGAUCAUUGUAAAUUCAGCUGACUCGUUAACUUGGAGGGGAAAGCGCGGGAAAAUGUUGUUUUUAUUUCCUUCCUGUUAAUGAUCAGACGUGAUCCCGUCCAGCCUGUGAUGGGAAGGCGUGUCCAGAUGUGCCCAGAUGUGCCCAGGGGUCCGUUUCACAAAGCAGGUUCAACAAACUCUGAGUCUAAUCCUGAACUCUUAGUUGAUCUACUCUAAGUAGUUUCACCUGGAGUUAAGCGCGUGCACCACAACUAUCAAAAGCCAGCAUCUAUGGAGCCCCGAUUCCACGAGUCACCAUGGCAACGGGAAAGAGGAGGUCUGCUUUUUUCACCCGAAUGGAAUUAGAGAUUUUAAUGCGCGCAUACGGUGAAUUUGAACAUGUUUUUCGAAAAAAGAGUAACACCGCAGCACACAAUAUAAUAUAAAAUUAAUUUAACAGAUCUCCACAUCAUUCACCUGCAAUCCUGUGGAACUCCUUGAUGGCUUGGACAGGUUUAUGUAGGUUUGUUCCGUAACUGGGAAUUAAAAGUUGCGUUCUGUAUUGAACCAAUACAGACACAUAUUAUGCUCUUAUUUAUUUAUGUAAUAAUAUACAGGUGGAGGUCGGAAAAUUUGAAUAUAUUGCGAAACUUCAUUCGUAGUAAAUUCAACUUAAGGUGAAAUAAUAAACAAAUAUUAUUUCCCACUACAUGCAAAGUGAGAUAUUUCAAGCCUUUAUUUGUUAUAAUUUUGAUGAUUAUGGCUCACAGUUUAUGAAAACCCCAAAUAAAAAAUCUAAAAAAAAUUGAAUAUAUUAUGAAAUCAAUAAACAAUUAAAUCAUCAAAAUUAUAACAAAUAAAGGAUUAACAUAUAUUGCUUUGCCUGUAAUGAGACUAUGUAUAAUGUACAUGUAUUACGUGGUCUGAUAACCAUCUCCCGACGAAUAUUUAAUUCUCUGCGCAUUAAUUCUGCACCUUCAUCAAUUGUGUCUUCAUCAAAAGGACAUGCCAUGUUCGUGACAAUGGACUUCUAAUAUAUAUACUGACUCUGUUUUUAAUGACAGACGGCAGAACUUCGACAAAACUCGCCUGCUGACUGAAUUAAUGAGAAAAUCAAAUGUGCGUGCGGCUCUGGAAGAGGCGGAGACGCAGAGAAACUCCAGGUUCAUUCAUAUAAACCUGGUCCCGACCAGGUUAGGUUCAGAGCGUCUGUUACUACGGUAACUGACCGAGAGCUUAAGUUACCUCUCUUUGUGAAACAGGCUAGAGCAGGGGUUGCAUGCGGCUCUAGAGCCGCCCUAGUGGCUCCUGGAGCUUUUUCAAAAAAUGUUGACCUUUUUUUCUUUUUUUUCUUCUUUUUCCUCUGUUUUCUUUUUUUUCUCUUUAUUUUCUUCUUUUUUUCUUUUUUCUUCUUUUUUUCUUCCUUUUUCCUUUCUUUUUUAAUCUCAACAUUUCAACUUUUUUCUCGAAAUUUCGACUUUUUUCUCAACAUUUCACCUUUUUUCUCGAAAUUUCAACUUUUUUCUCAACAUUUCGUCUUUUUUCUCGAAAUUUUCUCGAAAAAAAUCUUUCCCCAGUUAUAACUAAUAUAGAAACAUACAACGUGUUGUCUUCAUUCUAAGGCUUAUACAAGACUUUUCAUUUUUUGCGGCUCCAGACAUAUUCGUUUUUUGUGUUUUUGGUCCAAUAUGGCUCUUUCAACAUUUUGGGUUGCCGACCCCUGGGCUAGAGUUACCUCUCUCUCUCUGGUUUGAGUUACCUCCCUUUGUGAAACGGAAAACUCAGAGUUUCCCUCAUUUCAGGGUUAACAGACUCAGAGUUUUCACUAAACCUGCUUUGUGAAACGGACCCCGGGUGUUGCUCUGGUCAGAGGUCGGUCACCAGCGGCGUCGGAGGGGACGGGGAGAUCACCCCAACCUUGGCUUUGACGAACUUUCCCCACGCAUGCACUUAAUUCUCUUUAUCUUUGUAAAUACAUUCGGUAUGUUUCACCUUAGUUUAGCACCCAGGCAUGGGAGUGGUUUUGUGGCACAUUCCUGCACAUAUUUGGGGAGAGGAAAUGGUUUGAUGAGGUGCUGUGUUUCUUUGUUGUGUACAUCAGAGGUACUUGUAGAAUAUGCAUAACCAUGGUAUUAUAUACCAUUAGCGUUGAUAUAAAGAUUGUAUUCAUUGAUCCCUUCGGUACUGUACCCCAGUGGGCGUCCUCCCUGCAGGUACAACCCCCCCCACCGUUUCAUCCCCCUGUUUCACCCCUGGCUUCAGGGCUUUGGUCAAACAUCCAAUAGAAACUGAAACUACUUCUUGAACUUUACUAAGUGCCUUCAAAGAGCCAGUAUUUUGGAUUACACUAGAUGUACGUUUGGAUUGUGUCUCUCCUGUUUUUCUUUUUUUUUUUGUUUGUACAAUAAAUGUCUUUAUAUUGUCGCUGUCAGGAUUUGUAAGCAGCCUUUUAUACAGUACCUACAGUAUUUUGCAUAAGAAAUAAAAGGAGAUCUUUAAAGAA
Messenger RNA from Cololabis saira (Pacific saury), 6811 nucleotides. RefSeq names its product tyrosine-protein kinase receptor UFO. Gene Ontology annotation, molecular function: protein binding; transmembrane receptor protein tyrosine kinase activity; ATP binding. The record is from RefSeq and is a predicted model, not a curated record. The coding region runs from base 383 to 3181 and encodes 932 amino acids. Gene Ontology annotation, biological process: nervous system development; cell migration; negative regulation of apoptotic process. NCBI's taxonomy places the organism in Eukaryota, Metazoa, Chordata, Actinopteri, Beloniformes, Belonidae. The transcript has 20 exons. Gene Ontology annotation, cellular component: signaling receptor complex.